Messenger RNA from Hibiscus syriacus, 1570 nucleotides. RefSeq names its product cyclin-D4-2-like. Lineage: Eukaryota; Viridiplantae; Streptophyta; Magnoliopsida; Malvales; Malvaceae. Gene Ontology annotation, biological process: mitotic cell cycle phase transition; regulation of cyclin-dependent protein serine/threonine kinase activity. The record is from RefSeq and is a predicted model, not a curated record. The coding region runs from base 309 to 1406 and encodes 365 amino acids. Gene Ontology annotation, cellular component: cytoplasm; cyclin-dependent protein kinase holoenzyme complex; nucleus. Gene Ontology annotation, molecular function: cyclin-dependent protein serine/threonine kinase regulator activity. The transcript has 6 exons.
CGCGGCUGCCCUCUCCUGGAUCCCUCGAUUUCGUUUCUCAUUUUGCCCUAAAAUCUCAACUUCUCUUUGCCUACAUAAAGCUUCUCUUAUUGCAACAGUCUCCGCUCAGCCCCACUCCCUUUCACUCUCUCUUCUUGGCUUUAUUGUUAUAAUCAAAGUUAUGCUCUUCCCCGCAACCCCAUUGAUGAGCCCUUUUCAACUCAAAGCUUCCACCUUCAUCCUUAAUUGAAGUUUCUUUCUUUCUUUUUCUUUUCUUUUUUCUGGGGUUUUCUUAUACUUGACCUUUUUGGUGGUUUUCUUGAGAAAAAAUGGCAGAAAAUCUCGACUGUUCGGCCACGAAUCUCCUCUGUACAGAGAACACAAGCUGUUGCUUUGAUGGUGAUCUUGAUUUCAAUGCCGUGGAUGAGUUUGGGGUUUCCCCUGCCUUUAAAAACCAGACCUUUAAUCAAAAUGACCCUUUUCUUGUAACCAACGGAUCAACUUCUUUGAUGGGUUGUCCUGGUUUUGAAUUACAAAGUGAUGAUGUAAUUAAGGAAAUGGUUGAAAAAGAGAUGAUGCAUUUGCCUGGAGAUGAUUAUCUCAAGAGACUGAGAACUGGGGAUUUGGACUUGAUUGCCAGGAGACAGGGCAUUGAAUGGAUUUGUAAGGCUUCUGCUUAUUUCAGCUUUGGACAUUUGAGUAUUUGCCUAUCAAUUAACUACUUGGAUAGGUUCCUAUCAAUGUAUGGCUUACCUAGAGAUAAGACAUGGACAAUCCAACUGUUGGCUGUUGCGUGUUUAUCUAUUGCAGCUAAAAUGGAGGAGACAAUGGUGCCUUCAUCUGUAAAUUUGCAGGUAGGGGAACCAAAGUUUGUGUUUGAAGCUAAAACAAUCCAAAGAAUGGAGCUUUUGGUUUUAAGCACAUUGAAGUGGAGAAUGCAAGUUCUAACACCUUGUUCCUUCAUUGAUCACUUCUUGAGCAAGCUUUGUAACGAUCAAUAUCCGUCAUCGACUUUGAUCUCUAGAUCAUUACAACUAAUAUUGAACACGAUCAGAGGUAUUGACUUGUUGGAGUUCAGACCUUCUGAAAUUGCCGCAGCGGUGGCCGUUUCCGUUUCUCUUGAAACGCGAGGGUUCACCGUAGAUAAAGCUAUUUCAUCAUUCAUCAUUAUACAAAAGGAAAGAGUGUUGAAGUGUGUUCAAGUGAUGAAAGAUUCGACACUCAUCGACGGCACUGCAGCUCCUUCAGCUUCGUGUGUACCCCAAAGCCCCAUUGGGGUAUUGGAUGGCUCAACAUGUUUGAGCUAUAAAAGUGAUGAAGCAAAACAUGGGUUAUUUCCGAAUAGUUGUCAUCCCAGACCAGACAUUAAAAGGAGGAAACUAGACAACAAAUCACCUCAACUGGAUGUCAUGUUCCAUGAGACCUGAAAUUGCCCUUUGCUUAGUUUUGAAUCUGGUUUUGUUGCUGGAAACAGAGUGAAAAUGAGAACAUACAUAGGAAUAAAAUCUCAAGGCCAAAAAAAAAAAAUGUUCACAUAUAGUUUAAGAACCCACAAUUAUAUAUAUAUAUAUAUAUAUAUAUAUAUAUAUAU